Molecule: messenger RNA, 4308 nt
Organism: Penicillium daleae
Lineage: Eukaryota; Fungi; Ascomycota; Eurotiomycetes; Eurotiales; Aspergillaceae
Product: serine/threonine protein kinase
Exons: 5
Coding region: 1-4308 (1435 amino acids)
Biological process (GO): protein phosphorylation; mitotic DNA damage checkpoint signaling
Cellular component (GO): nucleus; cytoplasm
Molecular function (GO): protein serine/threonine kinase activity; ATP binding; protein binding
Source: RefSeq, a predicted model, not a curated record
AUGGACAGAAAUAUGAUAGACUCUGAGGCUUUCGAGCCUCUUGACUUGACAUCCUUUGAACAGGGGUCUCUUGACUCCAGCUACUCCUUUGCGGGGCUGACUAUGAGCACGCGAGUUAGUAAAGAUCCCGAACCCUCAGAAAGAACCAAUCAAACUGUCGUGGGAAUUGGAGUCGAGCAAUUCUUUGAAUUUUGUUUCGAUUCCGGAGUCAGGGUCUAUCCAGAAAACAAGUUCGCAAAGGGUCGGUUUCUCGGUUCCGGUGCUACGAUGGCCGUAUAUGAAGGCACCUGGAAGGAGACGGGAAGCCCAGUAGCCCUCAAAUACUUCAAAAAUGCACUGUGGGCUAGUGAGAACAUGAAGCAGUCCUCCACGCAUGAGCAUCGACGUUUGUUAGAAGCCUGUAUGCUUGAACUGCGGGUUUUAUCAGAUACCCGUGCGAGAAAUCAUGAAAAUAUUCUCACCCUCCAGGCCGUUUCGUGGACUAUGCAAGACGGUGUAAUCUACCCGAUCCUCAUCACAGAAUUGGCAUGCAAGAAACAUCCUACUCUAGCAAGCCUAAUCAAAGAUCUGUCGCCUUCACUUGAUGUUCGGUACGAACUAAUUCGGGAUAUUGUUGAGGGGCUGCUACUCAUUCACGACCUGGGAGUGGUAUACGGAGACAUCAAGCCAGAAAAUAUUCUGAUCUUUUCGUCACAAUCGCCUACAUCACGUCCAAUUGCGAAGCUAUCCGACUUCGGAUUUUGUCAGGCGACCAAUACUUCUCAGCUUGAGGCUGGGGGGACGCCGUAUUGGAAUGCCCCUGAAUGCUUGUAUGAUGCACCAGCGGACCUUAAAAAGUUUGCAUUCACAACUAGCCGGGAUGUUUAUACACUGGGGCUGUUGAUGGCUUAUAUAUUAACGGGGGAAAAGCCAUUUGGCGCACUCAGCAAGGAGGGUAUCAUGGAAAUGAAGCUGAGAAAUCAAGUGUUCAGAAUGAUAUCCUCAAAAAUCAAGAACAUAAGGCGCACUCCGGGACCAAAGACCACUUCGUUGGCCCAGGAUCUGCUGGACAUCGUUCCACAGACAACUGUGGUAAGUCCAGAGAACAGACCUUCCCUGCGGGCAAUCCUUGGGUCUUUACUCCCGCACACCGAGGAGAGGGACUCGCUCCGAGAAGUCGACAGUAAAUGGCGCAUCAAGGGAUCCAUUCUCACAUUUCGAUUUUCGAGGCUGGCAUCGAAUAAAGGCAGCUGGGAUCUCGAAUCACAGCUUGAUGUGUCGACGCCACCCGAGUUGCGACAGCAGCUUUAUGAGCAUGCGUUGAAUGUGGCCAACCAUGGGGGUCCGGUGGACCGAGUCAAAGCCAUGGAUCGCCUGGGGAUGUUCUUCCUCAACGCCUUUGGAACCCCUAAAAGUCUUCAGAAUGCCUUCACAUGGUUCUGCCGAGCCGCAAAUGAUGGGUCCGUAAGAGGAAUGGAGAUGGUUUUCAGGAUCGAGAAAGCGACAAAGCACACCCCUUUGUCAUUGGCUGCAAGCAUAACGACGGACACCCGGGUGAAGUGGGUGAUGGCCUGUCUGCUGGGCUCUUUUACGUCUUCUUAUAAUCCUCGACUCUGUCCAGAGUGUGUAGAUAUCAAUGAUAUCGACUCGCGUGUGACUGAAGUCCUGAAAUCCGCUGACCCAACUAUGCUCUUGGAUGCAUUGCAGGACGACAUCGAAACAAAUAUCAUAGCUUUGCGCACCAUUCACAACAAGAAGUCAAUUGUUGCGGACAAAACGCUACAACAUGCUCAAAAGCUCUCGCAAGGCUCUCCCCACAUCCAGUCUAUCCUAGAUGCCGUCUGUGACGAUAACGAAAAGGCCCUGGAUCGUCUACUCCUGCAGAAGAGACCUCUGCCGUUAGGCUUUCUCGACCUUUUAGUGACAGUCUCGGCGGAUAGAGAUCGCCGGAGUGUUUUGAGAAGUCUGAUUUUGAACCACGGAGCGAAUCCCGACACGAUCGAAAAAUUGAGUGGACGACAAACCACCAGUCUAGAGGAUGCCAUAAUGCGUGAUGACUAUUGCAUGGCUGUAACAUUGAUAGACUGUGGUGCAGAUACAAGCCAUUUGUUGGGACAAUGGAUUAUGGACUUCGUCCUCCAAAGGGGUACUCCUACUAUGAUGCGACUUGUUCUGGGACUCUUCCUCUCUGUCGAUAUCAAAUCUGAAAAUGGGAGUUCUUGGCGCACCUCCAGUAUCUGCCACCAAUUCCUCGACGGGAUCUCCGCUGCACUGCCUGUGAUGUAUAAUCAACUGGCUGUGAUGUACGAUCAGACAGAAACUCCUCCAGAUUCUAAUCAACUACCAGCGUUGUUCCACGCAAUCGCCUUUAACUUCUUGGACCAGCUGCAGGUGCUGCUUAUAAACGGAGCUGACCCUAAUAUUCGGUUGCAAGGAAUCACUCCCAUUCACCUUGCCGUACGGCUGCUACGCCCCACAGCCGUACUUCUUUUGUUAGAGUUUGGAGCCAAUCCAAAUUCUCGCAACUCGCGAGAGGGAUAUAUUACGCCUUUGCACGCUCUUUCGCAAGACUCCAUGUUCGCUCCACCAGGGAUACUCGAAAGAACAAACCAAAGCGCCGAUUUCCUUGGCAGACGAUGGCACAAGGACGAAGACGACCGGACAGAGCUCAUGCAACGGAGAUCUUUGAUAAUACAUCUCCUCUUGAAAUACGACGCGGAUCCGGCAGCUUGUUGUAUUGAUGGAUUCACACCAUUAAUGAUGUCUAUGAUCAGUCCAGUUCCGGAUUCGGACUCGGUUUUUGCAUUGCUAGUCCAGGGCGGAAUAUCGCUCAAUGAUCGCACAACACGCGGCGAGACUAUUUUGCAUGUUGCAGCGCGGAUGAAAGAUGUCUCUUGGCUUCGACGGAUUUUAUCUAUUGCAGGGCCGAAGCUGAUCAAUUGCCGGGACAAUACACUCUCAACUCCAUUAUUCCUCGCAGCGCAGGAUGGAGAUGCCCCGGAGGCGGUUGAUGUUCUCCUUUCCAAUGGCUCUCACGUCGGUAUUCGGGGAAUACUGAACCUCUCCACCCUUGACAUUGCGCUCUUGGAAGGGAACAAGCGCAGUCUCAAUGUUCUUUUAGACCAUGUAGCAAAGCUUCCAACCGCCGAGCGGCGCCGGUUACUCACUACCAGAGAUACUUGGGGAAGGACCGGGAUUCACAUCUGUCUAGCCUCGGAUGACUAUGAACUGGCAUGCACUUACCUUCGCCGAGUUCUCAGACUGGAACGGUACUUCUCAUAUCGUUUACUCACGUCUCGCGAUUACUCCAACGCCACACCCAUCGAUUAUGCCCGCAAAGUUGGAAAUGAAGCAGCCUUAAGGACAAUUAUAGAUCAUUUUAUCCCGAGCAGGCUUGGCCCUGUCAGAUUGUCAAUUCUGUCUCCAUGGCUGAAUCCAGAAUUUGCCCCAGACCAAGAUCUGAUGUUGUCUUCAUUAAAGGUAUAUCAAUCGUUGCAAAAGAUCUUGAAUGAACCAAGUCACGAAGAAAUUGCCAGCUGCUAUGAUGCACCUGAGUUCAGUCACCCAGAAAUGAAAUUGACAGUUGUAGAGGAAGAAUGGGAAAAUUUCCUCGAAGAGUGUCAGCGAGAGGAUGGAAUCAAAAGCAAAAAGGUCAUCCAAUGCAUGAACUACCUCGGCACAGCAACAGAAAGGCAUGGGCGAUUGAAAAAAGCCCAAGAUCUUUAUUUUAGAGGAUGGACAAUUGCGCGUGCGCUGUUGGGCGACCAGAGCGUUUACACUCAAGAUUUUGCGUGCAAAUUCCUUCGUGUCGCCAAGGACAGGGGAGUUGAAGAAUCUGUCAGCGCAGACAUAGCAAAGUGGCAUAAGCUUCACGGACGCAAUACUUUGAAACCAAGUCAUUUCGAGUUCUGCCAUAGCGCCGAGGACGCGGAAGAAAUAGCUUCUAACCUCAAGGUUGAUGACAUCCUGAAUAAGUUUUCACGACAAUGCGACCGGCGGAAAUGUGGCAAGAGGGCCAAAUUUACGUGUCCAGUUCAACACCACUUAGCUUGCAUACUUGCUGAGCCCAUUGCAUCUUCUCUGGCACUUAAAUUCAUUCCUCAAAGCCCUGUGCAUAGUUCGAUCCGCUCCUUUUCGCAGCAAAUAUGGGACAGGUUUCGGGAAAGCUGUCCACAUGCCCCGGGUGUUUUACCGCCACUGAAAAAGUUCUUCAUCAUCGCCCUGGACGCUGAGGAGCAACUUGCAACCCCUGUCCACGCCCCGUUAGAGCAGAAUACCCUCCUGUACUGGAGAGAGUCGGCGCACGAGGUUCGGGUGCUCCUCGGAUAA